UUCUUUUCGACUGGAUUAGAUGUCUAUCAAGAGUUCGAAUAGGUCGAUGUAAAACAAAGCUCUUACAUCCCACUUUUCUUCCUUGAUGCUAUAAACCUGGAAUGUAACAGAGGCAUAAUCACUUAUCUUUAAACAACUAUAAUAUUCACUUUUUUUCUUUUGUUUUAUACUCAUGUUUUCAAUCAGUUUUAAUUACCAAUUCGCCCUCAAUAUGAGAACAUUUUUGGGUUCGUUCUUCUCGUUUUGAUUUACUUAUCUUUCAUAUCUCUUGGAUGACAAAAUUUCUUCAGCAACUUACUAGUGCCUCUCCAUACACCGUUUUCUCUAUCCACCAACUCACUUUUCUCUCCUGAACUCAAAAGUGAUGCCACAAUCAAGCCGUUGAAUCCUUCACUCUUAAUAGGUUACAAAUUGCAAUAAAAACUUUCCAUCUCUUCUUCCCUUAAUAGGUUACAAAUUGCAAUAAAAACUUUCCAUCUCUUCUUCCCUUAACACAACACCACCAAAACACAAGUCAACAUUCCCACAUUUUUAUUUUUUCAUUAAAAUACAAAUUUCCCCAAACCACACCAAUUUCAAUGUCCUCCAAAUAUGAUUAAACUUUAAAUUUCCACAAAACAUAAACCCAUUCAAAGACCCAAAUGCCAUACCAAGUCAACUUUCAUAGAGUCCAAUACCAAUAGGCAAUACCUCAUCCCCUUCUCUUCUCCAAUGGAACAACCACCCAUCUGAUCAAAAUUCCCUUUCUCUGUUCUUCAAUGGAUUCCCCAAUUUCCUCAUUCCUUCUUUUAUUUGCCUUUUCCCUUCCCUUCGUCUUUGGAAACCCCUUAGAUUUAUACAGCUCCUGCAGCAACCUCUUCAACUGCGGCAAUAUCACCAACGUCGGCUUCCCCUUCUGGGGCGUCGGAAGGCCUCCCGACUGCGGCUAUCCGGCACUCCAAUUGGCCUGCGAAGGUAGUAAUACGACGAUCGUUAUUAUGGAAAUUAAAUAUCAGAUUCUCAAAUACAGCUUCCAAAAUAACUUCCAAACGCUCACCAUCGCCAGAACCGAUUAUAUGGGUACGCUCUGCCCUAAGAAAUUCAUCAACACCACAAUCGAUUACAAUCUCUUCAAUGAAAUUCCUACUUAUCGCAAUAUUACUUUGCUCUACUGCUCCUCUUCUACCGUCGCCGGGCAAUUUAGCUGUCCUGGAUAUAACGCCGGCUUCAUUCAGGUGAGCCCCAUGGAAUUUAUUCCCUGCAAUGUGAACGUGAUCGUGCCGGUUUCUAUGAAUUUCUUCCCGCCGGUGAGCGAUGUUGUGAACUCAACUGAGGUAUUGAAGGCCUUUAACGAGGGAUUUGAGGUGAGAUUGAAGGAGGACGGCGGUAGAUGUAGAAUUUGUGAGCAGUCGCAGGGGGUUUGCGGCUACGAUUUGAGUUCGAAUCGGACGACUUGCUAUUGUCGAGUGGGCGAUUCUAUUGACAACGGAGCUUGUAGGAAUCUUCAGGCCGGUGGAGCUCCGUCAUCUCCUCCGGGUGAGAAUCGAUCUAAUAAAACAAGCCUGAUAGUAGGCCUUUCUAUUGGAGGGGCAACUGUAUUAGGCCUAUGCUUAGGAUGCUUUGUUUUCUGCACUACACAACGCAAUAAAAAACGUGUUAUGAAGUUGAAAAGCAAAGAUCUUCCUUCACCUCCUUCAAGUGGAGGCAUUCCGACUCCCUCAACUUUUCGCUCUAGUAGUAUUCCUUCCUAUCCUUAUUCAAGAUCUAAUAUAGAGAACGGAAGCUCUUACUUUGGAGCUCAAGUCUUUACUUAUGCCGAACUUGAGGAAGCAACUCAUAAUUUUGACCGUUCAAGAGAGCUUGGAGAUGGAGGUUAUGGUACUGUCUACUUUGGAACUCUCAAGGAUGGAAGGACAGUCGCAGUAAAGCGGCUAUACGAGAAUAAUUACAAACGUGUUCAGCAGUUCACAAAUGAAGUUGAGAUUCUCUCAAAAUUGCAACAUCCUAAUCUCGUGAAGCUUUACGGAUGCACAUCGAGACAAAGCCAGGGACUCCUCCUUGUAUACGAGUACAUUUCUAAUGGAACAGUGGCUGACCAUCUUCAUGGAAAACAAGCAAAUUCAGGUCUCCUCACUUGGUCUGUUAGGCUCAAGAUUGCCAUAGAAACAGCUAAUGCACUGGCAUACCUCCAUCGAAAAGAUAUCAUUCAUCGCGAUGUCAAAACCAAUAACAUUCUUCUAGACAACAACUUCAAAGUAAAAGUGGCUGAUUUCGGCCUCUCACGGUUAUUUCCCAUCAACGUUACUCACGUUUCAACUGCUCCACAAGGAACACCAGGCUAUGUUGAUCCUGAGUACUAUCAGUGCUACCAACUUACCGACAAGAGCGAUGUUUAUAGCUUUGGAGUGGUUUUGGUCGAGCUUAUAUCGUCACUGCAGGCAGUUGACGUCAACAGGAACAGAGACGAUAUCAAUUUGUCUAAUAUGGCUAUCAAUAGAAUUCACAAUCAAGCAUUGGCUGAUUUAGUUGAUCCAGAUCUUGGGUUUGAGAGGGAUUAUGCAGUAAGGUCGAUGAUAAAGUCAGUGGCCGAGUUGGCUUAUCGAUGUCUUCAACAAACGAGAGAUGCGCGACCUUCAAUGGAUGAAGUGGUGGAAGCUCUUAGAGAAUUAGAGAAUGAAGAAGUGGCUGCUCGUAAAGCAGAAGUGCUAGUAGAUUUAGGUUCUGAUAAUGUGAGGCUUUUAAGAAAUACAUCAUCUCCGCAAUCACCAGAAUCUGGACCAGUGACAGAUAAAUGGAUGAAGGUCUUGAACAGAACAACUUAAUGCCAUCAAUAGCAGACAGCUCCAGAAAAUGGCCUCACAGCAGCGUUCUGUUUACUCUUUGUAACUAUUGAAACACAAAGAACAGAUUGGAAAUAGUGGAAGGUUUUGUAAUUUGAUUGGAAUACAUGACAAACCUCAUAGUUGGAUAGCACAUGUUAUAUGUCAAUUGAGAGAUACUAUACUGGUGAUUGUAAUUAACUUGUUUUCAUUUUUUAUAUACAUGUAGAUGAUGAGAUAGUUUAACUUAGCUGAUUUGAA
This is a messenger RNA of Cucumis sativus (cucumber), 3059 nucleotides long. RefSeq names its product LEAF RUST 10 DISEASE-RESISTANCE LOCUS RECEPTOR-LIKE PROTEIN KINASE-like 1.3. Gene Ontology annotation, molecular function: ATP binding; polysaccharide binding; protein kinase activity. Gene Ontology annotation, biological process: protein phosphorylation. The coding region runs from base 759 to 2801 and encodes 680 amino acids. The transcript has 5 exons. NCBI's taxonomy places the organism in Eukaryota, Viridiplantae, Streptophyta, Magnoliopsida, Cucurbitales, Cucurbitaceae. The record is from RefSeq and is a predicted model, not a curated record.